Molecule: messenger RNA, 5033 nt
Organism: Jaculus jaculus (lesser Egyptian jerboa)
Lineage: Eukaryota; Metazoa; Chordata; Mammalia; Rodentia; Dipodidae
Gene: Fzd3
Product: frizzled class receptor 3
Exons: 7
Coding region: 426-2426 (666 amino acids)
Biological process (GO): non-canonical Wnt signaling pathway; canonical Wnt signaling pathway
Cellular component (GO): plasma membrane
Molecular function (GO): Wnt receptor activity; Wnt-protein binding
Source: RefSeq, a predicted model, not a curated record
CGGUCCUCCGCCGCCGUGAGGACCCCCCCGGGGACGCGCGGGCCGCUCGAGGCCAGCGCCGCCGCCAGCCAGCCCGGUCGGAAGCGGACGCUGAGGUGCGAGAUAUUUCGACAAGAAAGAAAUCUCUCUUCUAAGAUGGAAUCUGUGAUUUGGGAAUGUGGUUGAUCAACUUGGUGUGUUGGCCAGAUGUGCCCUGUGUAAUAAAAUGAAAAGAAGAGACAAGAUGAUGUCAUUUUCCCAUAUUGUGAAACCAAAAACAAAUACCUUUUGUGAGACCAGGUUAACAAACUUCUGACGGUGCAGAGUUGAAGAACUUAAGAGUGAGAUAGGGGAGAAGCUUUCAAGCUGAGACCUGCGGGCAUACAUUGAUCUAAAGCACAGAUCGAGGAGGCUGGUCAUCUAAAUCUCACUCAAAUCCAGGAAGAAUGGCUAUGAGUUGGAUCAUCUUUUACCUUUGGCUCUUGACUAUGCUUGUGGGGCAUAUAGGUGGGCACAGUUUGUUUUCUUGUGAACCUAUUACCUUGAGGAUGUGCCAAGAUCUGCCUUAUAAUACUACCUUCAUGCCUAAUCUUCUGAACCAUUACGACCAACAGACAGCAGCUUUAGCAAUGGAGCCAUUCCACCCUAUGGUGAAUCUGGAUUGUUCUCGGGAUUUCCGGCCAUUUCUUUGUGCACUCUAUGCUCCUAUUUGUAUGGAAUAUGGACGAGUCACACUCCCCUGCCGCAGGUUGUGCCAGCGAGCCUACAGCGAGUGUUCGAAGCUCAUGGAGAUGUUUGGUGUUCCUUGGCCUGAAGAUAUGGAAUGCAGUAGGUUUCCAGAUUGUGAUGAGCCUUAUCCUCGACUUGUGGAUUUGAAUUUAGUUGGAGAUCCAACUGAAGGAGCCCCAGUGGCAGUGCAGAGAGACUAUGGCUUUUGGUGUCCCAGAGAGCUGAAAAUCGAUCCUGAUCUUGGUUAUUCUUUUCUGCGCACACGAGAUUGUUCACCACCAUGUCCAAAUAUGUACUUCAGGAGAGAGGAGCUAUCAUUUGCUCGAUAUUUCAUAGGGCUGAUUUCAAUUAUUUGCCUCUCUGCCACGCUGUUUACUUUUUUAACCUUUUUGAUUGACGUCACAAGAUUCCGUUAUCCUGAAAGGCCCAUUAUAUUUUAUGCAGUCUGCUACAUGAUGGUAUCAUUGAUUUUCUUCAUUGGGUUUUUACUGGAGGACCGAGUAGCCUGCAAUGCAUCUAGCCCUGCACAGUAUAAAGCUUCUACCGUGACCCAAGGAUCUCACAACAAAGCUUGUACCAUGCUUUUCAUGGUGCUCUAUUUUUUCACUAUGGCUGGCAGUGUUUGGUGGGUCAUUCUUACCAUCACAUGGUUUCUAGCAGCUGUGCCAAAGUGGGGCAGUGAAGCUAUUGAGAAGAAGGCAUUGCUGUUUCAUGCCAGCGCAUGGGGCAUUCCUGGAACUCUAACUAUCAUCCUUUUAGCGAUGAAUAAAAUUGAAGGUGACAAUAUUAGUGGCGUGUGUUUUGUUGGCCUCUACGAUGUUGAUGCAUUAAGAUAUUUUGUUCUUGCUCCCCUCUGCUUGUAUGUGGUAGUUGGAGUUUCUCUACUCUUAGCUGGCAUUAUAUCCCUAAACAGAGUUCGAAUUGAGAUUCCGCUAGAAAAAGAGAACCAAGACAAACUAGUGAAGUUUAUGAUCCGGAUUGGUGUUUUCAGCAUUCUUUAUCUUGUUCCUCUCUUGGUUGUCAUCGGAUGCUACUUUUAUGAGCAAGCUUACCGUGGCAUCUGGGAAACAACGUGGAUACAAGAACGCUGCAGGGAAUAUCACAUUCCAUGUCCAUUUCAGGUUACUCAGAUGAGUCGUCCAGACCUGAUUCUCUUUCUCAUGAAAUAUCUAAUGGCUCUCAUUGUUGGCAUUCCCUCUAUUUUCUGGGUUGGAAGCAAAAAGACAUGUUUUGAAUGGGCCAGUUUUUUCCAUGGUCGUAGGAAAAAAGAGAUAGUGAACGAGAGUCGGCAGGUGCUCCAGGAACCUGACUUUGCACAAUCGCUCCUGAGGGACCCAAAUACUCCUAUUAUAAGGAAAUCCAGAGGAACUUCCACUCAAGGAACCUCCACACAUGCCUCAUCAACCCAGCUGGCCAUGGUAGAUGAUCAAAGAAGCAAAGCAGGGAGCAUCCACAGCAAAGUGAGCAGCUACCAUGGCAGCCUCCACAGGUCACGUGAUGGCAGGUACACUCCCUGCAGUUACCGCGGGAUGGAGGAGAGACUACCUCACGGCAGCAUGUCACGACUGACGGAUCACUCUAGGCACAGCAGUUCGCAUCGACUUAACGAGCAGUCACGACACAGCAGCAUCAGAGAUCUCAGCAACAAUCCCAUGACUCACAUCACACAUGGCACCAGCAUGAACCGUGUGAUUGAGGAGGAUGGAACCAGUGCUUAGCUGUCUUGUCCAAGUGAAAAAUGUGUGCUGUUGGAAAACAGGUUUAUUCUUUGCCUUCACAUGAGUUCUGUAACUCGCUGUAGUCCUGCUGUGAGUCAGGUGCAGAGUGUCCACUGGGAAGGGAGACCUUUGCUUUUUAUAUCGCCCAACUCAGAACAUAACACAUCCAGAGCACUGAGAGUCAUACAUCACAAAAAUAAUUCUAGGUUGGGAAGAGAUAAUUAUUUAUCUGUAAGCAUUUUUAUAAACCCACUUAUUUUAUAUUUAGAAAAAUCAUAAAUGUAUGGUGACUGCUUUGUAGUGAACUUUCGUAUGGUAUGAUAUAUGAACUAGUUGUGAGAGAACAUUCUGGUAGCUCUGUUAACAAAACAAAGUUUCAGAAUUAAAAAAUUUCUAUGCAAGGUUUAUUUCUCAGAUGAAUGGUAGAACUUUGUAAUUUUAUUUCCACUAAGUAAAAAAGAGAACUGUUUUUAAACUGUAGAAGACUUUGAUAAAUGAGCAAGGGUAUUUUAGCUAAUAGAAUAUAAGUACAGCAGAAGAGUCUAGUUAGUCUAUGAGAGGUUCUCUCACACUUCCGUCAAAAUCUUCAUCCAGAGAUAUUCAGGAUUUGAGAUAGCAAUGGAAUACAGAGAUGAGCAUUUCCCCUAUAGUUGCAUUGUUUUUUACUUUUGUAAAUAUUACUUUUAUGGGCUAUGUUUUUAUAAUAUCCAUAUGCAUGAUGGGAAAUUUUUAAUUUGUAGCCAUCUUUUCCCACUUAAUAGUAUUGAUUCAUAGAGAACUUCAUGUUAACAUCUGUUCUGUGGAUGCAUGCAAUAAGAUAAACAUCACAUAUUAUAAGGGUUUUCUUUUGUAAAUGCAGUUACAAAAUGGCAAAAUAUUUUCUCUGUAUUCCUUAUUGUAUUUUUCUACAGUGAUAUGUGACCUUGCCAAAGCCAUCAGACCUUGGUAUCUAGGUCCUCCUAUGUGAGCUGAUUUCUGCACUUGAAUUCCCCAGUAGCUAGCUGGCUACAGCUUUUGCCCCACACCCCUUUUUCAGUUUCUGGGUCAUUGUUGUUUACAGUUGAAACAUGUAUAAUAAUCCAAGUCCAAAGUGCUGAUGAAUUUGAGCACUUGAAAAUCAUUGUAGCUAGAUGGAGCAUGAUUCGUCUUUCUAUGAAUACCUUUUAACCUUAAAAAUAUCAAGUCAAAACUGUCUGACAUUUUAUCUUGUAAUGUUUAAAUGAUUUACAAUAUAAACUGUGAACUUUAUUGGGUAUGAAACUGAUCAGAAGGGAAGGAAAAAUUCUGGGAAAUGGUAGCUGUGUAAUGCAGAAAACAAAAGUGAUCUGCACUCUUGGUAGAAGGUAAGAAUCACUUGGGGGACUUUUGAUAUGCAGCAUCUUUCUCUCAGAUGAGAGUUAAUAGUGUGAAAUCAAGAUUCCCAGGUGAUUCUGAUUUGCAGGCAGGCUGGAAACCCAUCGUUGUAAACUUACUUUCCUGAUGAUCUGAUGGCAUUGCACUUGACCACAUGACAAUCUGGCUGGUUCAGUGACAUGCUUUUACAUUGUUACCUAAUAUGCAAUCACUUUCCACCUUACUGUCCAUUAUAAAAUGCAGAAUUCUCAGCUCCACUCCCUAGAGUCUUACUCAAUACAGUGCAGGUAAUAGAACUUUAAAAUCUAUAUGUACAAAAUACCACAGAUAAUUCUUAGCAGGUAAUCCAGGAGUCACACUUAGAAAAAAAUGUUUUAGACUCUAGAGAGGUCUGCUCUGCCAUAUGCUGGUUUUUGACUUCUAACAAGUCAACCUCUCUGAGUUAGCGCCCCUUGUUUGAAAAUGAAGAUUCAAGAUGAAUAUCUACUCUACCUACCUCACCAUGUGUCAGAUUAAGGUUAAAUGAAAACAAUCCUAUGAAAGCUCUUUGAAAACUGAAAAGCAUUAUGAGAUACAAGGGAUUAAGAUUAUUGAGGAUUUACAAGACUUAUUUGAGGUCUACUGAAGUACAUUUGUUGACAUGUGUUUAAUUCAUGUGUACAUUUCUCACCCUUUAAACAAAUUUUCAUCUGACAGAAGAGUCAGUUUUCUGAUAGUCAUAAUUUAUUUGUAUAUAAUGUUGUUUCUUUCAAAUUACAUAUAACUUAGUAUGAGUUAUUCAUAUUACAUAAGGUACCUUUGAGCAUUUGCUCAAAAUGUUCUUUUCCUUCUGUCCUCAUGUCUUUUCCUUGGAACUGGAGUUACCACUCAAAGAGGUCUGGAUUCCCUCUUAACUGACCAUUAUUAAACCUUUCCUUAUAAGUUCUAAGGGCCCACUUAUAACUUGACUAUAAAUCAGUAAGUCAUGAAGCUUUUGCCUGAGAAUCUCCUGAGAACAUCAUGACAUACCAAACCAAACAUCCACAAACAAAAAAUGAAGUGAAAAUAGAAGGAACCAGUUUGAACUCUGAGAUGUUGUCUAUUAUUACCAUCUGCAUUAUAUUAUCAACUGCCAAAAUGUUAAUUGGUUUUCUUGUAAAAGUGGGCAACGUUUAGACAGUGAAGUGAACAUUGCUAUGGAAAUCUUAACUUUGUGCUUCCAGGGUUUUGUGUGUGUUUGUGUCUCUAUUAAACUAAUGGUGGUAUAUAUGUGAA